Molecule: messenger RNA, 4952 nt
Organism: Brassica rapa (field mustard)
Lineage: Eukaryota; Viridiplantae; Streptophyta; Magnoliopsida; Brassicales; Brassicaceae
Source: RefSeq, a predicted model, not a curated record
AGUAUAAACAUAAUUGAGUUUUAGAUACUAACAAAAAAAGCUAAAGGGCUUCAUUUAACAAAAUGAUUUACGUAGGGGUUCGUUUAACAAAAUGUAAUGUUAAUGACUUAAUGUACGUAAACUUGCAGUGAUAACUACACAUUACAUUUGAAAGUCUUUUCUCAGAAAAAAAACUACGCACUACAUACGUAGUACAUAAUGUUCAAAAAUAAAAUAAAAUACGUACUACAUAUGUUUUCAAAUUUCAAUUAUUAUGUACAUAUUUUCUUACAAUAUUUAAAUAAGUACAUACAUAAAUAAAACCCGUCGGUAUAUUCAUAAAUUGACAUCUCAUGGUACGUCUGGGGAAAAUAUUAUCUUUUUAUCAAAAAAAAAAACUGGUCGAAUACACAGUUUUGUCAUAACAAUAAAACUAGUUAUUAAAAGACAAAACCUAUACGGUGUCAUUUUUUACGGUCCACGCGUUCAGCAAAAUCUUUUGUCUGCUGCAUGCUCCGGUAGCUUUGGCUUAUUAACAAGCAAUUAACCAGAAUAAUCAGCUGUUAGCUAAUACAGUAUAGCUUUAUUUCUUGUUCGGUUUUAUAUAUUUCAAGUGGAUUAGGUUACUACUAAACCUUACGAUAUAGAGAUGGGGGCACCCCAGAGCAAACAGUGUCCCUACAAGCUGCUCCUUAUAUGUUUAACAGUACAGUAAUAUAUGGCCAAAUUGCAAUUACUUAUUUUUAUACAAGUGGUGGUAAUUAGUGGACUUCGCUUUUUAUGAAAACCAUUCACAGUGAGGCAGAAACGAUAUAUUAAAUACACACACAGCUUUGCCAAUAAUUGAAAAUAGGUAUGAGUGGAUAAACAGUAAAACCAAUUAUAUAACAUAUGAUUCCACGACUUCUCUUCAAAUCCAUUUUAAAAUUUCAAGCCAAAACUGAACAAUAAAUAAACUGUAGCUGGUGUCACCUGAAAUUAUAGGUCGGACCAUAGUGAAAAAUAUCACCGGUCCAUAUACUAUAUAAAUAUGUUAACCUAAAGUCCACAGAUGUUGAGAAUUUAAUUAAGGGGAGUACCCCAGCUGUAAAGCCUACAACUUUUCUUAUCUCAUUUAUGGUGCGAACCUUUUUUGGUCCUGCCCAAUGCAUGUUUUUAUAGUAUAAUUUCAAUUUUCAAGGAGAAAAUAAUUCGAUUUAUACGCAUAUCACCUUGUGUGUAUAUAAUUCACGUGUUGACUAUAUACGAGAUACGACUUAGAGGAGGCGUAUACAAAUGAACCCGUGUGCACGAAUGACAAUCAGUCGUUGGAUUAGUAGUUGCCAACAAGUUGCCUUAGUUAAUAAAUUAGUAUUUUGCUUUUGUUUUGGGUUUGUUAUGAUCAAAGAUAAUGUAAUAAUGUUUUUAAUAAUAAUCAUACAUAUAUUACGACAAAAAUAGACCUGUUCAUUACUCAGAAAUUAUUUGAAGACGAAAUAGAAUAAUGUCCUUUAUUAUAUUUAUAUUCAAUAGGUGUGAUACAAAUUAUUUUUAUUGAUUUAUAUACUAUGUAUAUGAUUUAUUUUCUUGAUUUCAACAUCGUUAGAUUCUAUUUUCCGAAUAAGUAUAAGUUAAAAUUCCGACGACUGUUAUUUGAAAUGUCUUGAAAUAAAUAAUUAAAGAUAGAUUUCGUGUUAAGCCCGGUAACGUUAUAUAAAUGUAGAACAUGGGGUGUUUGUCCUCUUUAAUUAUCUAUCUAUCACUGAAUAAGAUACAUUCGGAUUAGGGAUUACGUCAAGUGCCAAUCAUAUUGUUAUCACUAAAACCAUAUCUUAAUUGCUUUCAAAUCCAGUUAACGUCAGUCCAUUUAUAAAAAAAGAUGGAAACCCUAGUAUUUAAUAAUUCAAUAUGGACUUCAAUAUGCAUGAUACGAAAAUUAAACACUAACUUGUAAAAUUUUGUUUGAACUUUGUAUACUCCCGUAAACCAAAUCUCGUCACUCCAAGCUAAAGUUAGAUAGCUCAGUAGCAUAGAAAAUGUUAUAGUGGUACUAUCUCUUGCAUUGUAGCAAAAUGGUGCUCCUAAAAGAAUGAUAAACUGGAAAAAUGUAAUAUUAUUACGAUAUAGAAAAUAUAGAAAUUAAUUGGUCCCUUAGAAAUUGUUAGAAGACUAUAAGUUCCACUCAAAAUCUUAUUCUCUUGUCUUAACACACGUUGAGUAGCAUUGUGGAUUAUACUUACAUGAGUUACAUCUAUACUACUGUAUUAUAUAUUCUACUUUCUUACCAAUAUAGAAGAUACCAGUCAUAGAUUCGGACACAACAUAAGCACAACACAUGUAAAAAAAAGAACAAACCAUAAUCUGAAUUCUCGUCUUCCUAGUUCCUACAACAGGUAGACCGAACGUACAUAAAUCAUGACCAUAAUUUGUUUCUUUCAUGACGAGAAAUUGAUUGUGCUUACAUUACUCGAGUGCAUGAAAACAUUACAUACAAUCCAGUUGAUUGAACUUACUGAUAUGUCGAAAUUCUCUGGCUGAUAGAUAAGUUAUGAACAAUAUCAGGAUCCUUUUUUUUUUGAACAGCCAAUAUCAGGAUCCUACAACUAAUAUACUCUUUGAAUUUUACACGUAAUCUCGAUUUUUCAGGAAUCUUUUAAGGCCCACUCUGAAAAUAAUAUGCCAACUAAACUUUCUUUAAUAAACAAAAUGAGCUUUGCACGAAGACGCAUGUCGACUAUAAUUCAAUGUGGAUUUUUUUUCUUCCAGAAAAGUUAGACCAUACGCCAAUUUAAAUGUUGUGCUAGUAAAUUUUUACAUUUCUUUCGUCAAAUUUUUUUUUUUACAUUUCUUAUAAUAUAUUAUUCAAUUCAUAUCUAAAUAAGUAAAUUUUGCCUUUUUCAUACUUGAUUCUAACAGUGGUACAUAAACUACUUUUUUUAUGGUAAUCUAGAUACCAUAUGUAACGGAUUACAUUGUUUUAGUCGACAACGUUUAUUCAAUGACACUAUAUAUUUCUGUCAACAUAAAUUAAUUUUGGUUUUAACCUAUUGUUCUUAAUCUCAAUUUGAUUUGUUUGUUUAACCGAUGUCUUUUUGUUUAAAAAUUUAAAUACUUUUUUUAUUAAAACAAUAGUUUUACUGCCAUAAUGAAAUAGUAUAUGCAAAAAUAUUAGAAUCAGAUAUAUAAAAAAUGAUUCGGGUAUAAAUUAAAUAAUACAUUGAAUUUAAAUAUUUACUAGCACAUUCUUUGAACUAGUGGAUGGUCUAUCUUUUUAUUACUGAGGUAUGAAAAAUCUCAAAAUUAGAAAGAUAGAAUAUAAAGACGAAAACUGUAUUUCUUACUUUUAUUUCUCAAGAAGCUAGGAAAUAGCCAAAUCCAAGCAUUGACUCUUUAUCCAAUGUCUUACCCUUUGUCUAUAACUGUCCCUCAUCUUUCACUCUCUACACCAAAUCUCUCUUUCUCAUCUCUCUUUCUUUCUUAUAAGAAAGAGCAAAAAAGCUUACUUCGUUUUAAUAUUUCUAUGAUUCUGAAUUCCACACGAACAGAGAAAAAGAAAGUGAACGAAUAAAAGUUUAAAGUAAUCUUUGUCUCCAUGGCUGCUGAGAAGAAGAAGAAGAAACAUUUACACGAGCUUCUUCAAGAUGACCAAGAGCCUUUUCAUCUCAACCAUUACAUCUCCGACCUUAGGUCUCAGAUGGGCUGCUCUGAGUUGCGUGUCAAGAAACGAAAGUCCGAAAACGCCGCCGUUCUGCCUCAUGGUUUCUUCUCAUGCGAGAGUUCUUGUUUCUUCGCGACUCAUGCUAAUAAGUCUCCUCUCUUUGAGCUACGCUCUCCAGCGAAUAAGAAGGUUCGCGACGGUCUUCAUAUUCCGGCGAGAACCGCCGCAAUUCUACUGGAAGCGGCGGCGAGGAUUCAGAAGCAGCAGAAUAAUAAGAGCAAGAACAGAGCUCGGAACAGAGGAAACGCGUUUGGUUUGUUAGGGUCUGUUUUAAAGCGGUUGACUAAUCUUAAUGGGAAACCGCCUUUGGACAACGCUGAUAGAAACGCGGUUUUGUCGGAACCGACGUGUAGGAGUAGCAGCAGUCGAGAGCGUUUGGUUGAGAUUGGCGAUAAGUAUUUUUGUGAGAGCCCUAUUCAUUUCGUUCUCCAUACAACUCCUUCUACUUCCGGCCACCGGACCUCCCACUUCACGUCGACGGCUACUUCUCCGGCGCGACGCAGUACAGAGGACGAAGAUAGCGAUGAGACAGAGAGCUUGGAGAAAGUGAGAGGACAAGAAGAAGAAGAGGAACAAUGUAGCCCUGUUUCUGUACUUGACCCUCUUGAGGAAGAAGAGGACGACAAGGACCACCACCAACAAGAGCCUGGCCAUCUCAAUCUCCCCUCGUGCAGCUUUGAAGUUGUACAGCGUGCGAAAAGGCGGCUACUCAAGAAGCUUCGUAGAUUCGAGAAGUUAGCAGGGCUGGAGCCCGCAGACCUUGAAGGGAAGAUGUCAGAAGAAGAAGAAGUGUGUGAAGAGAGCGAGGAAGACGAUAACAUAAGGGUAUAUGAUUGGGAUGAAGAAUAUGAGGACGUGAAUGAAGCUAUGGCUCGAGAGAGCGGAUGCAUGCAAGAGGAGAGGCAGGAGAAGUGGAUGAUGUUGAAUGCAUGGAGAGUAGGGAUGGGUGCGGAUGUAUACGUGGACGCGGUGGUGCAGAAAGAUAUGAGAGGAGAGGCCGGACAGUGGACAAAACACGGUGGAGAAGUGGAGGAGACCGUCGCUGAUCUCGAGCUCUCCAUCUUCUUGUUCUUGAUUGAUGAAUUUUCCCACGAACUUGUUUCUUCUCAAUCAUGAACAUAUAUAUAAUGAAAUUUAUUAGAGGCAGGAAGGUUAGUAUAUUUCUAGAUAUCUUUGACUUGAUAAACCGAAUUAACCUAUAUAUCUUGAAUCCUAAAUUUGAUUCAUUUCUUGUCCCUUCGAACGAUUAUAAAUGUCAAAACGUUAAUUUUUCUUA